AUGCCAAGUGAAGUUGAAUGUGUCUGCUGCAAAGAACUUCCUUUUUUGUCACAACUGGUAGAAGGGUUGACAUGUAUCACUCAAAAUGAAAGCUUUCGAGCAGUUUGUUUAAACCAAGAUGUGUUGUGGACAGCACUAGCGACUCUGCACGACAGGGAAAGUGCUGGUCUUCCAGACAGACAACAAGUGCCCAACAGGUCAUUUCGUUAUGCAGCUUAUGGACAGUUUACCUGGUGGGCUCAUGGGUACCUUGGCAAGAAAAUUCGACGUGUUAUCCCCUCUUGUGCAGUAAAAAUUAUCAGGGAAAAUUUUCCUUGUGAAGAUGGGAUUUACUCUUGA
Molecule: messenger RNA, 339 nt
Organism: Stylophora pistillata
Lineage: Eukaryota; Metazoa; Cnidaria; Anthozoa; Scleractinia; Pocilloporidae
Product: P2X purinoceptor 7-like
Source: RefSeq, a predicted model, not a curated record